Molecule: messenger RNA, 3324 nt
Organism: Chironomus riparius
Lineage: Eukaryota; Metazoa; Arthropoda; Insecta; Diptera; Chironomidae
Source: the annotation of a GenBank genome assembly
AAUUAAUUGUAAGUUAACAACUGUUAAGUCGAAAAAAGAGUAAGUCGAACACUUUGGAUUGCGACAAACCCGUUAAAUAGUUUAAUUUUGGAUAUUCGCAUAAACAAAAGAAAAGAAACAAAAAAAAUAUUCAUUGUGUUAUUGUCAUCAAGCUAAAUUACAAAAAAUCGGCCAUAAAAUGAUGACUUUAUACAGGACAUUGAAAGGAAAAAAUAACACGUACAAGAAGAAACGUGAUCGAAGCCUUGGACCUCACCAAAGCUCAACACUGCCACGUGAAAUGGUGUCUAGGCGUAAAAUAUUAUCACGAUCACGUGACGAUCUAAAUUUGGAUCAGGCUUACAUGCAAAUGGAGGAUGAGGAAGAUAUUUGGUACCAAAAAGAUAAACUAUUCAAAGAUCACAUACAAGAGGUACUUGGCAAGUGGACACAAAUAGACGACGAGAUUUGGGCAAAAGUAAUUGUUUUUGAGCGAAAUCGUCGUGUAGCUAAAGCUUAUGCACGAGCGCCUGUGCUGACAGUGAAUGGCUCUGAUGAUGGAUUUGAUGGAAUGAGAAUCGGUCUGUGUGGCUUUGACAAUCCAAUGCGAGACCACAAAACUGAUGAAUUGAAACGUCACAUCGGACAGGGUGUCAAAAUUAAAAUGGACGAUGCAGGCAAUAUUUUAGUUCGUCGUUAUUCUAAAAGUAAUGUUUAUGUUAAAAGUACAGCCAGUGCACCGAAUGAAGAGACGGCAAUAGGUAGUGAAGUGCUAAAGGCACCAAAUCAUUCCUUAGAGAUGGAUAAAGUUGUUAAGAUUUUUGACAUGAAGAAAUUUCAAUCAAAUGUACAUCGUGAAUUGAGCCGUUCAUAUCCAGACAGGCGACGUCUCGAGACGCAAUGUUUAUCUGUUCUAACAUUCGUAAAGUCUGAAACUGAUCUGUUGGAGUGUCCUAUUUGGGUAUUGAUUGUCAAUGUUGUUGCCAUGGAUAUGUUGAAGAGUAAAUUGCCACUAGUUCAACGUCCGUCAAUGGUUGACAUUAAGAACCGUCCAAGAAUUCCAAUCCCAGAUGAAGAUCCAUACAGUGUAGCUGGUAAUGGUGGUGGUAGUUCAGGAUCAUCUGGAUUUGGAGCAUCUGGGUCAUCAGGUGAGAUUGGCAGAGAUCGUGUUGCUGCUACACGCGAACAGCUUAUGAUACAAGCACAACAGUUUGGUAAUAAAAGGAGCGAAAAGCCUCCAAAAUUGCCGCCUCGGGAUAAUGUCUAUCACCAUGACAUGCCUAAACCUGACUAUGAUGACAUUGAGGACGAAAAUCGAAUCAAAUUAAUGGCGCGAGGAAAGUCUGACAAGGGCAAAGAUAAAAUGAAAUAUGAUGAUCCAUACUAUUGUGGUCUUCGUGCUCGCGUACCAAAUUUCGUGAAAGCCAACAAACCACCGAGUAGAAUAGUCGAUAAAAAUAGCAAUUACAUCAGCAAUAAAUUAGUAAAAGAGAAAGAACAUAGUAAGAAAAUGUCUGUGGCACCGCCAAUGAUGCACGGAAAUGGCAGAGACUUAUAUCAUCAUCAACAACUGCCGUCAUCUCAUCAACAGUCACAAUAUAACAUGUGGCAUGCCAAAAGUUAUGAAAGUGGAAUUGAUUCAGAGGAAUCACCUUAUCAGAUAUAUGGAAGAAUGCCAUUACCUACACGAGGCUACGUUGCUCAGCCGCGCAUGUAUGUUGGUGAUUGGGACUAAACUACAGCCUUUUAAUAAAAAAAUCCAUUUAGCCGAUAAAAUGAAGAGAGAGAGAAAAAAUCAUUUAAUUGAAUCAUCAUAAGGCAAGAAAUAAAGUCUUUUAGUUUAAAUAUCUGUAAUUAAAUUAAUGUUUAAUAAUAUUAUGCACUGAAGCUACAAUAAUCAAUAGCUUUAGCUAUUCGAAUUAAAAAGCAUAUAUGUACCAUAAAACCUACAGUAUUCAUAGAAAAAGAGCAACUUAUAGUUAAAAAUUUUGCAUCACAUUGUUAUUAAAAUGUAAGUCGACGUAAGCAUCAAAUUAGCUUUAAUUAUCUCUCAUUGAGUAAUAUAAGUAUCCACUUUCUAUUGAUUUUUUAAGAGCAUAUGUAUUUCCUCCUUUUGUCAAAAGCAUAAAAGAUGAUACAAUGUUAAGUUUAGAAUGUGAAUCAUUUAUGCAAAAAUGGAGCUUUUAAAAAGUUUAUUACAAUUUAUUUAAUUAAUAGCUUGAUUCCUUCUCAUCUGAACUUCCUUUUUGAAAGUUAAAGUCAAAAUAAUUUAAUUUGAUUAUUGAUUUUUUUAAUGAUCGAGAAUGUUUGGCUGAUUUUUUACUUAAUUAUAAUUAAAAUCAUUCUUCAUUGCUACUGAACAAACAUAAAGAAUCAAAGUCGAAAGUGAAAAUUUAAAAAAGUAAUUUAAAUUCUAGAGAUUAAAGAAAGGAAUGAAUUUACUAUUAAAAUUGUUAAGAACUUUACAUUUUGAUCUAUUAUCUAUGACAUUGUAUCAAGUGCAUAUUCUUAAUAUUCAUGUUAGCCAUUAAGUCUUGUGUAUAAAGAAGAAGAAGUAAAAAAAGUUGAUGAGAUCAAAGCGUUCUGUGUAGAUGGAACUAGAUUUUUAUUGAAAAAAAAAUAUAAAUAAUUAAAAUAUGAAAAAGAUUACUCCACGAUUUUCAUUGUCGAUGUAUUUAAAAUGUUAAUAGUGACUUGUGGAUAUCCACAAGUAAGCAUUCUCAUUUGGCAUUGACGUGAAGUCGACUAGAUAAUUAGUUGUAAAGAAUUCUUAAGGCUAAGAAGAAGAAAUUGUAAAUAUAAAAUGUGAAGCUAAAAUUACCAUUUUCUCUACCAAUUAGCAUGUAAAUGUUAAGUUUUAUUAUAAAAUGUCCAUGUAAAAAAAUUGUAUACAAAAACCUAAUUGACAAAUACUCAAAUAAGCAGCCUCGAUUCAUCAGAGACACAAAAACAUGCUUUUAUGCAUGAAAAAUGAACUUUUCUUAUUGUUAAAAAAUUUAAAUUUUUCGCACAUGUUUUGUGAAAUAUUUUUAAUUUUUUUUCUUUUCUUAUUUUCAUUUUCAUCGACAAAAUUUCAAGUUUUUGACUCUGAAACAUGCUGCAAAUAUUAAUUAAAAUUAUAAUAAAAAAUUAUUAAAAAGAUUCAUUUUUUUAUUUUAAGUUAGGCAAUAUUAAAGUGUUAAGAAAUUAAUUAAGAAAGAGAUUUAUAAAGAAAAAUAAAUAGUAAUUAAUAAUAAACCAUGCCUUUACACUUUUAUUCAAUUUGUUCAGCUCCACAUAUGUUGCAUUGUUACUUAACUAAUCUAAUAUAUCAAAUGUUUUCUUUUUCGCUUUUAAGACGAGAUU